AUGGAGGAGAAGGUUGCGAGGAAGAGAAAGGUGCCCUGGGACAACCAGGCAGACAAGGAGCUGAGGAUGGAGACCAGGGAGGACAAAUCCCCACAGCAGAACCUCGUGGCAGAGGCUGUUUUGAGCGGCUCCAUGGACAGUGGACAGAGCUUCAGACAGAGCUCGGAGUUGGUGGUCCAUGAGCAGCUUCAUGAUGGGGAGAAGCCCUACAAGUGCCUGGAGUGUGGGAAGAGCUUUAGGCGGAGCAAUACCCUGAUCCGCCACCAGAUGAUCCACACUGGGGAAUGGGCCUACGAAUGUGGGAAGUGUGGGAAGGGCUUCAGCUUCAGAUCCAACCUCAUCAUCCACCAACGCAUCCAUACUGGGGAGAGGCCCUAUGAGUGUCCUGAGUGUCAGAAGAGGCACCGGCGCAUCCACACCGGGGAGAGGCCUUACGAGUGCCCCACAUGUGGGAAGAGGUUUCAGACCAGCUCCAAUUUCCUCCUGCAUGAGUGGAUUCACACCGAGGAGAGGUCCUUCUGCUGCCCUAACUGCCGGAAGGGCUUCAAGCACAACUCCACACUUGUCAGGCACCGGCGCAUCCACACUGGGGAGAGGCCCUGCGAGUGUCCCUAG
Molecule: messenger RNA, 615 nt
Organism: Vidua chalybeata
Lineage: Eukaryota; Metazoa; Chordata; Aves; Passeriformes; Viduidae
Product: zinc finger protein 3-like
Exons: 4
Coding region: 1-615 (204 amino acids)
Source: RefSeq, a predicted model, not a curated record